AUGACAGAACCUAAAAAAGAAGCUAUUGAGGCAAUGUCAGAAUGUGGUCUAAGACCAAUGGAGUCUUAUAGGUAUAUGUCAACAGAAACUGGCGGAGACGACUGUGUUGGUCAUACGAUGAUUGAUCAUCUAAACUACUGCUACAAGUUAAAAAUGAAGCAAAUUGAUGGCAAGGAUUCACAAACACUAGUGAACAAACUGUAUGGCAUACAAUCAAUAGAUCCCGAGUUCUUUUUCAGAGUAAGACUCAAUGCUGAAGGAAAAGUUGAGUGCCUAUUUUGGAGGGAUUCUAUGAUGAGAGAAGAUUACAAAAUAUAUGGAGAUGUUCUAGUUUUUGAUACUACAUUUAGAACCAAUAAGUACAAUCUCAUAUGUGCUCCAUUUGUUGGUAUAAAUAACCAUUGGAAAAACACAAUGUUUGCUUGUGCUUUCAUUGGGGAUGAAACUACAGAAUCUUUUGUUUGGGUGUUUGAAACUUUUCUGAAGGCUAUGGGAGGAAAGCACCCUAUAUCAAUUUUCACUAAUCAAGAUGCAGCUAUUGCUGCUGGAAUAGAACAGGUUUUUCCUUCUUCAAGACACAGGUUAUGCUUGUGGCACUUGAGUAAAAAUGCAAACAGUAGGUUUGGUUUAUUGAAGUCUGAUAAAAAUUUCAAAAACGCAUUCUACAAGUGUUUAAGUGGGUGUAUAACACCAAAUGAUUUUGAAGAAACUUGGAAAUCUAUGAUCAACACUUUUAAGCUGGAAAAAGAUGAUUGGUUCAACAGAUUGUAUGGUCUUAAAGAAAAAUGGUGUACAGCUUUAAGUAAAGAUUUUUUUUUCUGCCGGUAUACUUUCUUCACAAAGGAGUGA
Molecule: messenger RNA, 849 nt
Organism: Spinacia oleracea (spinach)
Lineage: Eukaryota; Viridiplantae; Streptophyta; Magnoliopsida; Caryophyllales; Amaranthaceae
Product: protein FAR1-RELATED SEQUENCE 5-like
Exons: 2
Coding region: 1-849 (282 amino acids)
Source: RefSeq, a predicted model, not a curated record